Setaria italica (foxtail millet) is the source of this 3901-nucleotide messenger RNA. RefSeq names its product protein FAR1-RELATED SEQUENCE 5-like. Gene Ontology annotation, molecular function: zinc ion binding. NCBI's taxonomy places the organism in Eukaryota, Viridiplantae, Streptophyta, Magnoliopsida, Poales, Poaceae. Bases 1 to 2319 code for a protein of 772 amino acids. Gene Ontology annotation, biological process: regulation of DNA-templated transcription. The record is from RefSeq and is a predicted model, not a curated record. The transcript is spliced from 4 exons.
AUGAAGGUGCUUCUUACUACAUUGCACUUUGUUGAUCCAGGCUAUGGCAAAAGUAUUCAGUUUUAUGUACAUGGUGAAUACUAUCACGACGAUCAUGGCGGCGGCAAUGAGAACUCCGACUCCGAGUGCUCCGACGACGAGGAGGUCCUGAGCGGCGCGAUCGGGCGGUGCGGCGGCGAUCCUGUCGGAGUUUCUUCAUGGUUUGGGAUAGAACAUCAAUUUAAUCAAAUUUUUUAUUUAUCAAUAGGUAUUCGGGGUCCUGAUAAAAGAGAAGAAAAUUCCAAGUACAGUAGGCCUGAGACACGAUGCAUGUGUCAAGCACGCAUGAAGAUAAGUCUCACGGAUGGGUUGUACUACAUCUAUGAAUUUGAGCCUGAGCAUAACCAUAUUCUUGCUACUGCCAUCCAAGCCCAGUACUUAAGAUCUCAAAGGAGAAUAACUACAGCACAGAUUGUCAGUGUCGAAGCUGCUAAAGCGGUUGGGAUUUCAAAUAAAGCCACUUUUGAUCUCAUGGCAAAAGAAGCCGGUGGAAAUGAGAAUCUUGGAUUUACGCGUGAAGAUAUGAAAAAUAAAUUAUAUUCAAAGAGAUCAAUGAAGGUAAAACAAGGAGACACGGGAGGAGUGUUGGAAUAUUUGGAGAAGAAAGCAUCAGAAGAUGGGAAGUUUUUCCAUUCCUUUCAGGUUGACGAUGAUGACUUGAUAACGAAUAUUUUUUGGGCUGAUUCUAAAAUGGUUUCAGACUAUGAAAUUUAUGGUGAUGUCGUUUGCUUUGACACAACAUACAGAAAGCUAAAUGAUGGGCGUCCAUUCGGUUUGCUAGUUGGAGUGAACAAUCAUAAGAAAACUACUAUUUUUGGUGCUGCACUUUUGUAUGACGAAACUGCUGAAAGUUUUGUGUGGCUUUUCAAAACCUUUUUAGCUGUUAUGUCAGGCAAGAAGCCAAAGACCAUUUUAACUGAUGAAGAUGCAGCAAUGGCAAAAGCAAUCAAGCUAGUGCUACCAGAGAGUCAUCACAGGAUUUGUAUUUGGCAUAUGAACCAGAAUGCAUGCAAGCACCUUUCUGGAGUUGUGGAAGAAUAUAAGAAGUUCAAUACAGAUUUUCAAAACUGUAUUUAUGAUCAAGAGGAUGAGGAGGAUUUUAUAAACGCGUGGAACAAUUUGCUAGAUAAGUAUAAGCUACAAGAAAAUAAAUGGCUCGAAAGAUUAUUUGAUAAAAGGGAGCAAUGGGCCUUAGCAUAUGGACGAAAUACAUUUUCUGCUGAUAUGGUUAGCACUCAAAGAAGUGAAAGCAUGAAUAAUGAAUUGAAGGGAUAUAUUAGUGUCAAAUAUGAUAUACUUACUUUUUUUGAGCACUUUGACAGGUUGGUGGGAGAUAAAAGAUAUGAAGAGGUAAAAUAUGAUUUCAAAGCAACACAAAGUACACCAAAGUUGAAAGCAGACCUGACAAUACUAAGGCAUGCAGCAAAAAUUUAUACCCCAGCAGUAUUCAAGCUAGUACAAGAACAAGUGAUGCAAACACUAAACUGCGAUCUAUUCUAUUCUGGUGAUAUUGAUGCUGAAAAGGUGUACAAAAUAAAGGUUUAUGGUAAGAAAAACGAGCAUGUCGUAAAGUUUUCUGCACUUGAAGGUCAUGUGAAGUGUAGCUGCAAAAAGUUCGAAUUUGCUGGAAUCUUAUGCUGCCAUGCAUUGAAGAUACUUGAUAUUAACAAUAUAAAAAAAAUUCCUGAACAAUACAUACUCAACAGAUGGACAAUUGAUGCAAAAGUGGUUCAUAUAAAGAGCAACCCUGAGAUACAUGAAGAUCCCAAAAUAAAGCUAUCCAAACGCAGAAAAGUGUUGUGUAGAAUAUUCCUUCAGUUAGCUAACCGAGCUGCAGAAUCCGAUGAAACAUACUCUAUUGCUGUGAACAGUGCAGAGAAAUUAGCAGAGGAUGUGGAGAAAAGCUUGAAAAAUAGAGGCGAUACAGAUACGGGUAGUUCAUCUCAGCCGCAAGGUUUGCACUGGAAUACUACUUGCCUUAACCCCACAUAUGCCACACAAUUUAUUUCUACACUACAACCAGACCAGGCUAUAAAACCAAAAGGUGUCAAGGUUAAGGAGAAGGCAAUCCAUGGAUCUGACAGACCAAUUGGUGGAUUUGAGAAGGCAACACAAAAGAGAAAAAAGAAUAAGAAUGACCCAAAGACAUCUGGUUCUGCAUCUGGUUUUGAGAAGGCAACACGAAAGAGGAAAAAGACCAACAAUGACUCAAAGGCAUCUAGCUCAGCAAUGGAAUCAGAUAUUGUGACACAUUUGCGACCACAAGUCAUAUUGGUAUAAGAUUUCAACAUUAUUUACUAUUACUAUUAUUAAGACUAGUCACAUAUUCAGUAGUGAUAUUCAAAUCCUUUUUCUUGGUUUGAACAGGGCCACUUAGGGACUAGUACAGAUCAACAUCACAUACAGACACCAGGCUACUAUCAAGGCUACUAUCCAGUUGGAAAUGCUUUUACGCAUCCAUCCUUCGGUUCUUUCUUUGGGACCCCUGGUCAUGGUCAACAUACACAGCAAGAAAAUACCACUCAAUCAUUUGUUACAAAUCCCUACAAUAAUAUGUUUUCCCAUUUUAAUUGAACUAUUGAAAGCCACAUCCUUUUAGGCCACAUCCUUUUAGGAGAAUGGAUGUGUUCUGUGCACUAUCUAUCGAAUCCUUUGUAUCAAACAAUUUAUCUUACCUAGGAACUAUAUUUUCUGUGUUUUGUAAAAAACAAUUAAUAUAAUUUCAUUUCUGUUCACAAACUAAUCAACUGAUUGCAAGUAUCACACUGAAGUGGUAAAGUACAUAUUCCUCACGAAAAAAGGGGGAAGGCACAAGACAACUAACCAAACUAGAUUUGUCAGGGGGAAGAUUCUUUGCUCCGACAAGAGGACCUUGAAGGAUACACCAUCACCAUCGUAUUCACAACACCUGCUGUCACACCCUCCCAGCUCGAUGUCCCACCAUGGUGACCUUGACUGGACGCAAUGACGAGGAAACCGCAAAAUAGAAAUCCUCACGAUCCUAAUCGAGAUCUUGCAGCAAGAAUCGAGGUUGUAGCCACCCAAAUCGAAAUCUUGCAGCCGGAAUCGAGGUCCUGCCCACCCAAAUCGAAAUCAGCAAUAAUCGAGAUUCCGCAGACCAAAUCAGCUCCCUACCACCGUGAUUUACCUUGUUGUUCCACCAAUCGAACUUCUUGCUAUUGGAUGUAAAGUCCCGCUGAGAUCGAGCUCUUCGAUUUGUGCAGCAGCUAGGCGGACCAGCUUGGAGGAGAGAAGGGGAAAGGAUAGAACAGAGGACGGAGCGGCGACAGACUAGAUGGGCUGACGGUUCCGUUUCCUGGUGCCGUGCGAUAACGAUGGAAAUUAGUGGACCUGCCUCCUGGAGGGGAAGCCAAUAGGUGGUCUCCACGUGUGGAGGGACACAUACGGAGACAUGCAAAGGAGACAGAGAAGCCGCAGCCAUUGCGGCUGUGCUUUAGCUGUAGUUGAGCUGCGUACAUACUGGCAAUUACAAAUUGGGGUUUGGAUCGACAAAUUUUGGUAUUUGGUGGUGCAAGUUGGAUUGUGGUCUUGCAGGUGCACUAUCUGUACAUAAAUUUAUCACAAGUUUUCAGUUUUGAAUCCAUCUUUUAAUUUUGUAAGAGUCCUCUGUUUCGUUUCUUGUGUAGUAUUUCUAUGGGUGUUAAUAGAUCAUGGUUCUCAUACUUUUUUCACAAUCCAACUCAGUCUUAUAUAUUUUCAACCAUAUAUUUUUUUUAAAUCAUAUAAUCUUAUAUCCCGAUUCUUAUUGAGCCCGAUCAUUAAAUUUGCCUUGUCUCUCAGACGCUAUCCUUUCCUUGUGGAUGCUAUCAAAUGCUUUCCUUGUGGACGAGGUGGAGCUCAA